This is a messenger RNA of Akanthomyces muscarius, 2151 nucleotides long. RefSeq lists its product as uncharacterized. Gene Ontology annotation, biological process: L-arginine biosynthetic process. Lineage: Eukaryota; Fungi; Ascomycota; Sordariomycetes; Hypocreales; Cordycipitaceae. Gene Ontology annotation, molecular function: arginine binding; L-glutamate N-acetyltransferase activity, acting on acetyl-CoA as donor. Gene Ontology annotation, cellular component: mitochondrial matrix. The record is from RefSeq and is a predicted model, not a curated record. Bases 1 to 2151 code for a protein of 716 amino acids. The transcript has 2 exons.
AUGAGAGACGACCAAGGCCCCCCCUUUCCAACAAAGCUGGCCGCAGCCAAGCGUAAGCUCGUCUUUGUCCCAAGCCCGACAAAAAUAUUACUGUGUCACUCCCAUCCCCCGUCUCACUUCGCCCCCGGCCGGAAACCCCCCGGUCACCGCCUCGCAAGCAUCAUCAUGACCUGGGCAACUGUGGGAAAAAAGGCGGCAUCGGGCUGCGGCCCUGGAAUGUCAAUGGCGAGCGUACGCUCUGUGGGAGAGCAGAGACGCUUCGCGCAUACCAUGGCAAAGCAAGCCACGAUUAAACCGCUCGCCGCGGCUGCGACGACGACUACGGCCACCGCCGAGGCGGCGAGGCCCAUGUCCUCAUCAUCUGUGGCCCGAGUUAAAAAGCGAGCCCUGGAAAGAGAUGUCAUUGUCUCUGUGCUAGAGUCAACGGCCACAAGACGGGACGCCAAAGGCUAUCUGCAAAAGUACACCGCCAACCAACCUGAUAAAGAGGCAUCAGAGACAGCACCGGACAGUCAAAAAUCUACCAGCACUUGCACUGUUCCCGGACCUGUCAAUAUCGCCAUCAUUAUGCUGCGCGAUCCACAGCAUCUUGUCCAGAGCACGGUGGACGGCAUCGCCAAGACCAUCGCGCAGCUGCGGGCAUUGGGCCUUUUGAGUGCUGUAGUCAUUGACUGCACCGGGGAUAGCAACCGCCAGGUCUUUGACACCGAAGCACUGCGACUUUGUGAAGCUGUCGACAACUUUGGCAAGCCUGGUGCCAAGGUGAUAAGCGACAUCUUUCUCGGGCAAGCGUCGGACGCGCAGCAGCCCUCGGCCUAUUGCAACUCAAUCAAAGUCAGUGACCGCGGCCUUUUGAAGCGCGCUUUCCAGCGCGGACUUAUUCCUGUUGUCCCAUCCAUGUCUGCUCGAGAUGAACUAUCCGCUGCCAGGCCUGCCGGCGCGGAGCAAACAGUGCUGGCGUUGACGGCUUUCCUGUCCGGCCUUCAGUUCGACAAGCCCCCUCUUCCAGAUGCGAGCGGGAACAGCAAGAAUAUUUGGCGACCGGAAAAGAUUGCUUCCGUGGAGCGAGUCAUCUUGCUGGAUGCGCUGGGCGGCACGCCGACCUCUGGCCGCGGUGUGGGCGUGUGCCAUCGCUUCAUCAACCUGGAGCAAGAGUACGACAGGCUGCGUGCGCAACUCUUGGGACCAGAGGGAUCGCCAGCGACAGGAAGUCCCAGCGGCAAACCAACUACAAACAAUCACGUUUCGAAUCUGGCCCUGGCAAAAGAGACGCUGUCCAUCCUGCCGCCGUCAUCGUCUGCUCUCAUCACCACACCCUUUGCCGCUGCAAACACGAGCCCGAUUUACUCGGAGCCACGGUCGAUCAAGAUGGAGGAGGGUCAAUUGGGCUUCGAUGGCAUGGUUACUACGCGCAAAAAGCACAAUCCAAUUCUUCACAACCUAUUGACGGACAAACCAAUGUAUUCGUCAUCCUUGCCGCUCCAACGAAUUCAAGACGGUGGCUACAGAGUAGAUCCGAGAGAUUCUACUGCAGCCACAAUGGUGAAGCGAGGUAUGCCGUUGACCAUCUAUCCGGAUCCACGAGAGAACCCUUGGCGACCACCAAAGCCAGGCGCACCACGCUGCCGACUGACAGAUCACAAUGUCGAUCUGCCGCGGUUGGUACAUCUCAUUGACGAUUCCUUUGGACGUAAGCUCGAUGUCGAAGACUAUCUGCACCGCGUCAACGACAACCUCGCCGGGAUCAUCAUCGCAGGCGAAUACGAUGGCGGCGCCAUCCUCACGUGGGAGAAGCCGGAGGGCGUGACCGACCAGGAAGCCUACGACCAGGGACUGUACGUGCCGUACCUCGACAAGUUUGCCGUGUUGAAGUCUCGGCAGGGCAGCGGCGGCGUGGCCGACAUUGUCUUCAACGCCAUGGUGCGCGACUGUUUUCCCGAGGGCGUCUGCUGGCGGAGCCGAAAAAACAACCCCGUCAACAAGUGGUAUUUUGAACGGUCCGUCGGCACCAUCAAGCUCUCGGACUCCAACUGGACCAUGUUCUGGACAACACUGGGCUUGUGCGGGCGCCAGCCAAAGCUGGAGCAGUACGAGUCCGUGUGUCGUAGUGUGCAGCCGAGCUGGGCUGACAACAAGCAUAUUGUAGAUUAG